AUAGUUUUUAUUCGCGUGACUGAGCGUUUUCAUAGCAAGUCCUGUGGUAGGAAAUAAUGCCUUCUCAGCUAGCUGUCGUCUCCUUCCCCUCUCGUUGCUGAAGGGAUAGCGAUCGUGUAUUGCGGUAACUGUGUCGAUGUCUGCUCUUGCUAGCUUUCUGCCAGGCGGCAAGUGUCAGACCACGGAAGGUGGGUUUCAGCGUCCAGUCCAGGACGAUUUCUGAGGCAGACUCAACGUUUUUCUCAUCAUUUACCUGGGAAAGACUCUCGCGAACCCCGCAGUCCAACACUUUUUCUUUUCGACACACAUUUACCCGGACAAAUCGUGCUCACUCAAGUCGCGCGAGCCAGCUGCUACUGGCAACGCGAUCGGAGAACCCUCGGUGUUGCCUUGCGCUUGGCGCCGCUGCGAUUAGCAAGGCACACUUUCAGGCUUCUUUCCACAUGUGCGGAUUCUUGUCACUAAUGCUUUGCUCCUUCUUUCUCAAGCAAACCGAUCGCAACGCGUAUUAACGUAGAAACGCCUCUCCUGGCCCGCUGUCUUGCCGGUCUGUCGACCUUUGUCUUGCCGUGCUUCCACACCUAGCGGCAGGCCCUGACCAUUCUGCCAGCUUCCGGAUAGUUGGAACGCCGGUCUUUUUCGAAACCGUCGGUUCUUUGGCGCUUCAAGGCGCGUUCUUUGCGGCUUUUUCCCAACUCACUUUGCCCAACUUGCUCGAACGAAACGCGCGCUGUCGACCCACCUUGGCGCAUCCUGAGGGCAUUGUAGCUUUUCGAGUUUCACCUUCCUCAAAAUGGGGAACGUCAUCGAGCAGUUCCACGCGGAGCGCCUCGACCAGCGCUACGGAGUUCUUACAACUCCUGAUGGGAAGAAGCGAGCAAUGAAACCUGAGGACUGCCGCCCUCGCUACUACGAGAGAACUUACCGCGAGGGGGACCCCGAGAUGCCAGAAGACCCAGAAUUCCCGGCAAAACUGUUGAAGGCCGCUCAAGACCACGAAUGGAAAAUCGAGAACGGAGCUGAUGGCCUCUCGAUCAUGUACCCCGGGAAAAGGCAGGCGAAACUGUGGGUUGGUCAUGUCCGAGUCGUCAACCCCGAGGACAGAAUCUGCCCGGAAAACGGAAACGCCAACAUGUCUCUGGACGACCUUAUCCACCAAGGACUUCUCACGCCGUUCUACAAGACCCCCAGCGGGGCCGCCGUUCCCGAGCGUCAAGAAGGAAACGACAAAGUGCCUCAGUCUGCCGCACCUUCCGCUUCCCGUCAACAGUCUGAGGAAAACAAGCGUCUGGCGGAGCAACACUUGAGAAUGUCCGUGAACGAGCGCAUGAAAUUCACGAAUGUACAGGCACAGCAGCAAGCGAUGAGAACCGAUAUUCCCCAGAUGGCAGGAAGCCCACGCAUGCCUGCCCCGCAGCCCUUCCCCUCGAUGUUUUCUGGAGCUCCGUCCCCUUAUCCAAUGUACCCCACCGCCUUUCCGCAACCACAGAUGUGUGCUAUGCCUCCCUCGGUGAACCAGCCUCCGCCCGCUGUUGCCACGGGUGUCUAUCCCCCUCUCUUGCCCAUCUACUGAGUAUUGACUUUUGCCUUCGGGAUUUUAGGUUUUUUCAUUCGGGACGUUGGAACCACCACUGUGAUAGCUGCCGUUUCUCUGGCGCCACAUGGCUUGCCGUCUCGACAGAACAAUUUAUUAAAUGCAGCAAAAAGCACCUCGCCCUUCUUCUGUUUGACUGUCCCGGAUGGCUGCACCCUUAGUUCGAAGCCUAAAGUAACUACCCGCUUGUCGGCAGAUGAACGACGAUCUGGCGGUCGAGAAGACUUAUUUUUUCCUUUCACCGAAAUUCAGACAGUUGCCUGUUGUUUGAAAAGCCCAAUCUGUUCAACUCAAGCCGCUUUUCACAUCAAAUACCAGAAAACAACUCAUUCAUGGCGGGUAGAUGGAAAUUGCUCAAUUCUGU
Molecule: messenger RNA, 1958 nt
Organism: Toxoplasma gondii ME49
Lineage: Eukaryota; Apicomplexa; Conoidasida; Eucoccidiorida; Sarcocystidae
Exons: 4
Coding region: 794-1573 (259 amino acids)
Source: RefSeq, a predicted model, not a curated record